Messenger RNA from Helianthus annuus (common sunflower), 672 nucleotides. Its product is annotated as secreted RxLR effector protein 161-like. The coding region runs from base 1 to 672 and encodes 223 amino acids. The record is from RefSeq and is a predicted model, not a curated record. The transcript has a single exon. NCBI's taxonomy places the organism in Eukaryota, Viridiplantae, Streptophyta, Magnoliopsida, Asterales, Asteraceae.
AUGUAUCUCGCAAAUAACACAAUACUUGACAUUGCAUUUGCAGUACAUGUACUAGCGAGAUACAGUUCGAAUCCAACACGUAGACACUGGAAUGGCGUAAAACAUAUAUUCCGGUAUAUUUACGGGACACAAGACUUAGGUCUUUUCUAUCAGAGAGAUCAAAAGUCCCAGCUUGUUGGGUAUGCUGAUGCCGGAUAUCUAUCAGAUCCUCACAAAGAAAAAUCUCAAACAGGUUACAUAUUCACAUAUGGUGGCACAACAAUUUCUUGGAAGUCAACUAAGCAAACACUUACAGCAACAUCAUCAAACCAUGUCGAAUUGAUAGCACUAUAUGAUGCUGGUCGAGAAUGCGUGUGGUUGAGAUCAAUGAUUAAUCACAUACAAGAAGCAUGCGGAUUAGAACAGCUCAAGAAGGAGCUGACAAUUAUUUAUGAAGAUAAUGCUGCUUGCAUAGCUCAGAACAGAGAAUGUUAUAUCAAGGGUGAUCGAACAAACCACAUCUCACCAAAAUUUUUCUCAACAUAUGACGUGCAAAAAGAAGGGGAAAUUGAUGUUCGCCAGAUUACGUCAAAUGAAAAUCUAGCUGACCUGUUCACGAAAUCUUUACCUAGAAGCAGUUUCGAGCAGCUAUCACACAAGAUCGGUCUUCGUAGAUUGAAAGACGUUUGUUAA